GGGCGCCCAACGAUGACAUCAUCAUCGUGCUGCGCUGCCUGGACGCCAUGCUGACGCGGCGCAGGAAGCAGGUGACGCUGCAGCGCGCCAUGGCCUUCGCCAAGCGUCUGAGCGCGCUCAGUCUGCACGUGCUGCCCAACGCCAGCGUGGGCCUGCUCGCCGCCGGCAGGGCCACCGUGCACGCCUUCCCUAAGUGUGACCUCCUAUUGGAUAAUGAGGUCCAGGGUAGUGGCUUCUACCUGCCUGAGCUCGACGAGCCUGAACACUGCAACGCCCAGAACACAGCGCUGUGGGAGCUGCACACACUGCAGAGACAUUACCAUCCGGUGGUACGGCAGUUGGCGCUCCACCUGAGUCACGGUGCUCCCAGCGAAGGAUCGGCGGCACUUGGCCCGGCACUGAGCCGCAAGUCUCCGGCGGAGCUGUUUAAUGCCUACAGCGUCAGAGACAUGACCUUUAACCCUCCUGUAGCUCCGCCCGGCAGCAAGAAGAAGGACCGGUUUGUGUUCGGAGCGAUGCUGCUGGACACCGAGCUGCAGGGACAAGUCGACGACGCCAUGACAACCGCUGCCGUCGCCACGGAGACGCAGCUGGACUUUACUGCAGCACACUGACACACACACACAGCUGGAUUAAUAAAGACAUUUGCCUUCAAAAUAAAAGCCCAAAUGUCCGGUGUAAAGGAAGAGGAAUUGGUGAGCUUUGUUUCUAAAUGAUUUCUCAGUGACUCGUUCAUCUAAAUAAAUGUUUUUAUUGCA
Molecule: messenger RNA, 758 nt
Organism: Perca flavescens (yellow perch)
Lineage: Eukaryota; Metazoa; Chordata; Actinopteri; Perciformes; Percidae
Gene: noc3l
Product: NOC3-like DNA replication regulator
Exons: 5
Biological process (GO): DNA replication initiation
Cellular component (GO): nucleolus
Molecular function (GO): chromatin binding
Source: RefSeq, a predicted model, not a curated record